AUGAAUGUAACUAACAUUGGGAUACUAGAUUCUCUGUCAGACUUGAAGGAUCUUGAUUGGGAUGGUGAUAUCAAGAAGAAACAAACUGGUUUGAACCUUCUAAUUGUAUGCCUGAUAUCAACAUGGCCACAUAAUGGAUGUGAAAUUCAGGAGUGUAGAUCCGAGAGUUUUACGCUUCACAAUCUUUGCCUAGGACUUCCUCAGAUCAAGGAGCAAGAAGAGCCAAACUCAACAUCAUGGCCUGAUUAUUACCUAGACCAGAUCAAUGCAAUGAUGACACUUGUUUCCACAUCAGGGGAAGAUGAAGUUGCUAACAGGACGAAGGUGGUUGACAGUCUCAAGACUGCACUCAGGACACAACCUAUGAAGUUUGUAAUGAGGUUCCUAGAUCUAGAUGGCCUCUCCGUUCUCCUCAACUUCUUGGAGAAGAUGGACUAUGAAACCAUGGAGAGCCCAAUCCACACAUCAGUCAUUGGCUGUAUCAAAGCCCUCAUGAAUAAUUCACUCGGGCGAGCCAAUGUCCUGGCCCAUCCAACCUCCAUCAACAUCAUCUCACAAAGCAUGAUCACAGAGAAUAUCAAGACCAAGAUAGCUGUCCUGGAGAUCAUGGGCGGUGUCUGUCUCGUUCCUGGGGGCCACAAGAAGGUCCUGGAUGCCAUGUGCCAUUAUCAGCAGUUUGCCUCUGAGAGGACAAGAUUUCAGGUACGUUUUUAAUCAGUCAGGAAAAAAUAGCAUUGCUUCCGGGGCCCUGUCUUACUAAAAGUUGCAAUCGGUCCAACUGAUCUCAAUUAUGGAAAGCAAAGUAUGCUAUUGACUAGUCAUGUAUAUCCUUUCAUACAUGUAUUGUUCUCUAAAAUGAUUAUGAAGAACACUUGUGUAUAUGCCAUUGUUUGACCAAUCAGCAUUCCCUGUCCUUGUUUAUGGAUGUUGUAGAUUAACAUUGCUUGUACAUUACCUCUUCUACAUGACUGAUUAUGACAUUCAUGGCUUUCCAUAUUUGUGAUCGAUUUGAUCAAACACCUUUCUUUGUAAGACAGGGCCCAUAUUCCAUUGAUUGGUUUGCUGCAGAUUGGUCUCACUCCAUCACAGGAGGCUUGAAUUUCUUUAAUUGACUUGAUUGAUUGAGAAAUCUCUCUUCAUUAAGUUGAUUGGAAAUAUUUGGAAUGGGAUCACAUUGAUUUCGUAUCAGGACCCAGCCUAUGAUUAAUUGUAGGGCUUAUUUUUACAAUUAAUUGCAUUGAUUAUUAUGGGCAAUCAGAGGCACAAAUCAAUUAUACGAUCAAUCGCUAAGUUUUGCGUUAUGGGGCCCAGAUUCUACAAUAGAGAUAUAACAAAAUAAGUAUAAGUCAGAUAAUAUUGUAAUUUGGAAACUCUACAAUUCAUAAAGAUUUUGCAUUGAAAGUUUGUUUUACAUGUAAAUAAUCAAGAUAACAAGGAAAAAAUCAAUCAACAGAACAUGAAUUGCAAAUAUUUGGAUGAUAAAAAUUGAAAUAUUUUUAAAUUAUCAUUUCAAAUUGAUGGCAUAUGAUCCAGAAUAAAAGGUAAAUUUUCUUCAAAAGUUGCAGUGCUGUUCUUAUGUAAAUAUCAAAAACUUUAUUACUAUACUAAGAUGAAUUAAAUUCUGAAAUACAAUUAGAUCAACAUUGAUCUCUCUAUGUACACUGUACAGCCUUCCUUCGGAUAGAAUAGGUAGGCAGUAGAACAUUUGAAUGUUUACUAAACAAGAAGACCUAGAGUAGGAUUAGCAGCUCUGCAGAAAAACGCAAAUAUCACACUUUUGUGCUGGUCUUUUAAUCUCCUUUAAAGAUUAUGAAACUCAUACCAAUGUAAUAGAUAUGUUAUUUGGUGCAAUGAAAUACUCUGAUCAUCUUGAUACUGUCAUCUGAUAGUACAUAAUAGGUGGUUCUUCAUCGGCCUGAGUUUGCUCAAUCUGCAGAUUGUAGCUCUAGAUUUCAGUGAUUUUCACUGACACAUGUUACAAGCUACUGAAAAUCCUUACAUCUGAUUGGCUAAGAGCAAUUAAGCUCAGAAAAUCACAGAGCAAAACUUCACGGAAUGCUCUCAUAUUCAGGGUUAAUUGUAAAACCCAUUUCUAUCAGCCAAAGUUGGGGAAUUUUCACUUGGACCUGAUUUUUUUUUUACCUUGGGUUAUGAAGCAUAUUUCGGGGCCCCCACAUUUUGGGUAGUAUGCAAUAUGGUAUGAAUAAUUUUUCCGUAGCUAAAACCAAAGUGUGCCUUCCCUAGCAACUUGCUAGAUUAUUCACCAGAUAUGCACAAUUUUGAAAGAAAAAAAAGAAAUUUGUCUUGGGUUUGUUGUACUCUUGGGAGGAUUCCCAUUAAAUAACCUGCUGAUUGCUUCCUUUGUAAAAAUAUCCUUGGGAUUGAUCUAAUUUGGUUAAUUUCCAGAUCAGAAAUAAAGGCUAAUGGAGAUAGGACUAAAUGACUUGGCCCAUCUUCAGUUCCAAUUUAAUCUGAUUACAGCAAGUCGCUUUAUCCAUUUAGGAAUGUAAAGCUUCUUCAAUAUCCCCUCUCAAUUUCCAUACAGAGAAAUAGGACCACUGUUUAGAAUGAGUAAAAAUAUCCUCCUGAUUAAAUGUCAUAUCACAUUUUCAAGAAAUGUCAUGGUUACAAAUUUCUUAAAUUUCUUUAAUGCCAGCUGUAAAUCUUUUCAGCUGUCCAACCUACUUUUUAUCACCAUGCUUUACUUCAGAACAAGGGUCAUAGUGUAUUCGGAAAUCAGAUAUCAAAAUAUCAGAGAAAAAUCAUGUGAUAUCAGCAUCAAUUUCAUUUUCAAGUUCAAAUUCAGCUAGGGGCAUGGGUGUGUUAUUCCAGCGAUCCAUAUCUUUGAAAGCAAUAAACAAUUUUAUGGUACCAUCAAAAUGUUUUGGUGUCUGUAUCUCGUUUCUGAAUACAGUAGACAUUGCAGUUUAUGAAUAUUUAUUUUAUUAGAAAAUCCAAAAGAAUUUAAAAUUUUUUAAAUCUCCCGUUGCAGAAUAACUCAUUCAGAUUCAAUGAAAAGCUAUAUCCUGGUAUUUAUAUUUUUUUUCUCAAAUUUGCAGAACAGCUUGAAAUCAGGCAGCAAACGUUUAGGGGUUGGGGUUUCCAUGUUACCAAUAUUCAAGCUCAAAAUGGCAGAGCUUUCAAUGCCUUGUAAAAUCCAAUCAAUAAAACCAUCCCUUGAUCAACUUUUUUUUGCUGCAAGCCAUGUCAUUUCCAAGUUUCCUUGCCACAUUGUUACAAUUAAGACAUCACUGAAGAGUAGCUCCUUCCUAAAGCAACCAUGCCUCUGCCAUGAGGGAUUCUCUUCCAACAACUUAAUUAUUUAACCUAAUUACCAGAAAGUCUAGACAGAAGCCUAGCAGACAUGACAGUCAUUCCAUUUAUUCCUUAUGGAGGGGAGGUAGGCACGGAGGAGAGAAGGCUAGGAGCAAGGGAAAGUGGGUUUCCAAAGAUAUGGGAAACAUCUUUGUUGUCCUCGACUGUCACGCCAUCGACCCAUCAUAGAUUAAUUUCUUAUGUCUUGUGGCAUUAUUAUUUGAAGAUAUGCUGAGGUUGCUAUGAUUACCUGUGAAGAGUGAGAGUUUCCCUACUCCCCCAAAAAGGAUGAUAAUAAUGGUAUUUGGAUUUAUUAGCAGAAUUUCGGGUAUUUUGGUAUAUAGUAUUCACUCAUUCCAAGUCAAGUAAGGGCUAGAGUGCAUAGAAAAGGCAAAAUUUAAAUUUAUCAAUGUUAAGAUCUAUGUUGCAAAAUGAAGCCCAAAUGCUUAUCACUGAAUCUUUGAUGUAAAUUUUUUUUCUUAGAAUACCCUGCCCUGUAGCAUGAAAACUGAGAAAUUAAAGGAGGUAAUAACCAUGACAGGAAAAUGGGCAAAAAUAACCUUUUUAGUUUGUGAAAGUUAAUGUUCAAGCUCUACUUAUAAGUGUGACAAGUCAGUUUUAUAAAAGCCAAUAAGCACUGUUAGAAUCAUAUGUCCACUUAGAUGACUGGUACGAGAUGUCAUUUUAAGGCAUUGCGCAUGCGUCAGGUUCUCACCCUCGCCGACUAUCAGAAUUGAGAACCUCGCCACUUUCAUUCUGUCAUCCUUCUUGAUCAUAGUCAACUUGCACGUGAGUGACAUCAUUUCAACCGCUCAAACUUAAACACCGCUCAAAAUUGUAAGAUGCAUUAUGUAUCAUAUUUAAAAUUGCUUUCUGAAUUCCAAAAUAUAUAUCGCUAUAUCUCUGCUUAAAGCAAAAUAAUUGUUCUUGAAAAGUGAUUAGACUUGUCAUCAAGUGAUUCUCCACCUUGU
Lytechinus pictus (painted urchin) is the source of this 4286-nucleotide messenger RNA. RefSeq names its product disheveled-associated activator of morphogenesis 2-like. The record is from RefSeq and is a predicted model, not a curated record. Gene Ontology annotation, molecular function: actin binding; small GTPase binding. NCBI's taxonomy places the organism in Eukaryota, Metazoa, Echinodermata, Echinoidea, Temnopleuroida, Toxopneustidae. The transcript has 5 exons. Bases 1 to 714 code for a protein of 237 amino acids. Gene Ontology annotation, biological process: actin cytoskeleton organization.